Messenger RNA from Arvicanthis niloticus (Nile rat), 2391 nucleotides. The record is from RefSeq and is a predicted model, not a curated record. Lineage: Eukaryota; Metazoa; Chordata; Mammalia; Rodentia; Muridae.
CCAUACUGUAUUUUCCUAAAUCUCAUUUUUAUUCCAACAUUUUACUCCCGCUCGGUGAGUACCUUCUCAGUGGCAUUCUUGUCCUAUUCUUUUUUCCCCCCUUUUUUUGUUUUUGUUUUUUUCUUCUUCUUUUUUUUUCUUCCCACUUCUUUGAUUAUUGUUUGUAUUUGGGAAAGCUGACGAGCAUGGUCUUAAGCCUUUUCCUGAAUCAAGUUUUCCUAGCAUGCGAUGGUUCUCUAGACAAGGCGCUGUGUCUGGGAGUCCGCGGCAGCCGUGCUCGCUGUGAGCGGCUCCCAAGUCCAGCAAAAUGUGCAACUGGUUUUAUGGAGAAAGCGUUGUGAAGUAUGGUGCCUAUUUUUUCCCCUUUGUAAAGAUAAGAAAGCAUGUUUCUAACUCUUUUUCUACGUACUCUUUUUCCGAUUACAUUUUUGUGUAGGUGGGAUUUUCCAGCAGUGUUCACAAGUUUGUCGUCUUGCAAUUCGAUUCGCACCACUGAGCAAAGACAUUAAUUUUGCAUUUUUAUGACCUUUUUGGAAGCCUGUGAGAAAUAUUUCGUUUUUUUUCCCCUCCUGUUUUUGAUAUCGGUUGAUAACAUGAAACUUUUCUUGCAGCUAGUUAAAGGGAUUAUUUUUAAGCAAUUGUUUUUUUUUUCUCCUUUACAUUAACUAUUCCUUUUGCACAUUUGACUUUUUUAUUUAAAAACUCGAGAUAAUUUUAUGAUAGAUAUCCUGAUAUCUAUAUCUAUAUUAUCCAUUCUUCCUCCUUCUCCCCUCCUAAAUCAAUUUUCAAAUGAUGGCAGUGGAAGGUUUUUCUGAAAAAAAAAAAAAAUGAAGUGCGGUUUGGUUUCCUUGUCAACGGAGGAUGAAGUGAACAUCACAACAGCUCGCAGAGAGCAGGAUUAAAACAAGGUGAACCAACCAUGACGGGCAAAACACAAACAAGCAAUGUUACCAAUAAGAAUGACCCCAAGUCCAUCAACUCCCGGGUUUUCAUCGGCAAUUUGAAUACAGCCAUCGUCAAAAAAGUCGACAUUGAAGCUAUUUUUUCAAAGUACGGAAAAAUCGUUGGCUGCUCCGUUCACAAAGGGUAUGCUUUUGUUCAGUACAUGAGUGAGCGUCAUGCAAGAGCUGCGGUGGCUGGAGAAAACGCCAGGGUCAUCGCAGGCCAGCCUCUUGAUAUCAACAUGGCAGGGGAACCCAAACCAUACAGACCAAAGCCUGGAAGUAAGAGGCCCCUGUCUGCACUUUACAGGCUUGAAUCAAAGGAGCCAUUCCUGUCUGUUGGUGGUUAUGUAUUUGACUACGAUUACUACAGAGAUGAUUUCUACAAUCGGCUGUUUGAUUACCACGGUCGUGUACCUCCACCUCCUCGGGCUGUCAUCCCACUGAAACGUCCCAGAGUGGCUGUCACCACCACACGCAGGGGAAAAGGCAUCUUUUCCAUGAAGGGAGGAUCCAGAUCUACUGUUGGUGGGUCAUCUUCAUCAGGCUCUAAGUUGAAAUCAGAUGAGUUACAGACAAUCAAGAAAGAAUUAACCCAGAUCAAAACUAAAAUUGACUCCUUGCUAGGGCGCCUGGAAAAGAUUGAGAAGCAGCAAAAGGCUGAAGCAGAAGCUCAGAAGAAGCAGUUGGAGGAGAGUAUAGAGCUGAUCCAAGACGAAUGUGUGUCAGAGAAUGCAGACCACUCCACAGAGGAGCCUGCUGAAGGAGGGCAAGAAGCGGAUGGAGGAGAGAUGACUGAUGGGGUAGAGGAGGACUUCGAUGAAGAUGGGGGUCACGAGCUGUUUCUACAGAUAAAGUGAUAUGAAGUAGUGUACAAUAAGGCAAAAGAAGAAAAGAGAAACUGUGACAUGCUGAGAAAUGAGAAAGAUGGUCUCAUAAUGGACAACCACAUCUCCAGUUCAGUUUAUAUAAAAUCCUCUGUCAUAUGGACAGUGUUGUUCACUUUCAGAACUACCAUUUCUUUUGUGUUCCAAGCUGUACAAUUGUUGUUUUAUGGUUUACAUUGUAAAUGUGUUUUCACUCUUGCUUAUUAUGUUUUUUUUUAACUCUUAGAAGGGUGUUAAUGAGUGGUGAGAGAGGCACUGUAUACAAAUGUAUAUUUGUAAAAGCUAUUUUUAUGAUUAGCAUGUGUCAUUGUUGAUCACAUAGUCAUGUGGUGUUGCAACCUUAUACAUAAAGCUUGAUUCCAACAAUGUCAUAGGGAAAAUAUACAUUGUACACUAGUUUUUAUAAUUUAAUUUCAAUUUAUAGUUUAAAAUACUUUAGACCAUGAGGAAAUCUAUUUAAAAAGCUAUAUUUCUGCCCUGUAUAAGCACCAUUUUUAUUAAUAAAGAAUGCAGUUAUUUCAGAAGUGAUACAAGAGUUUAAGGACUUUGGUUUGACCUGUGAG